GUUGGUGCAUUCAUCGAUAACUGCAAAGACAGGGUUUUUAAUUUAUUUUAACUGCCUCAUUUUAUUGCAGCGGCUAAAAUGCAUUUUAGCGGAGUAUUAAUGAUGGCAUAUAUGGUUUUACCUUCCGUUUUAGCUGAGGAUGUCAGUUAUCAAGCUUGUGUAGAUAAGUAUUCAAGAAAAGGAUAUCAACCUUGGCAGGAGUGGUCGGAUCAUUACACUUGCCACCGGUAUAGAUGUGAAAUCAGAGACGGAAAAUACUUCAUAGCUGCGGUUGGUUGUCGAAAACCGAAAAUCCCUGAAAAUGCUUUGGAAUGCCACGAAUAUAUUGAAGAUGAGAACGUGGAAUUCCCAACCUGCUGCGCUCGUCUGAGAUGCGUUGUCGAAGUGAACGGGGAUAGAAUCGUUCAAACUAGAGGACAACCUGGAGAGCUGUUCCCUGAUAAGCCUUGGAAGGGUCAGCAGAAUGAGCCGAACCCUGCCGUGGUCGGCAUGGCAGGCAUCCCGCAGCCCGUCACCACCGACCAACAAGGUCAAACGGCCCCUGGAAUGUUCAACAGCAGAGCGGAGGGAACUGAUAUUAACGGAAGGCGCUAUGUAGACCCAUUCCCGACUCAGCAAAUGCAAGAAUCACCUCGCAAAAAGAGAUCUCCGGCUCAUAUGAUCUCUAAGAGAAACCAAGAAGCUGAUGUAUACCCUAACCAUUCCAUUCAUCGAGCUAAAGUUCACGGCUUUGUCCCGGAAAAAUACACGUCCUACUUCGCAACUGGCUCCAAAAGCCACGGCCAUCCCAAAUUAUUUUUCAAUUAUUCUUAGUUUAAAAAAUAAUCAUGCCUAUCAACAAUUUUAUCUUAUUAAAUUCCUCACACUUCAUGUUGAAAAAUCAGUUGCAAUAGCUUUAGGUACUAGUAAUAAGAUAAAAUACUUUUAUUUGUUUUGCUUGAUCUUGAGUAAUGUUUUCAUACUCGUUGUUUUUUCAAACUUUGUUUAAUAAACUAUCUUAGGUUUGUUGAAAAAAAUAAUGCAAUUAGAAUAAUGUUUCCUUGUCCGCUGUCCCAUGUUGAAUAAUGUAAUAGAGCUGACAAGUAAACUACUAUAGUUUUCGUAUUUUUCUGGAAAUUAAAAUAUUUUGGAUUAUUCAAAUACCAUAGGGUUUUUAUGUUUGAAACGGUAUAAGAAUAGAUGAUUUAGCACUAAAAAUAUAAGAGCACAAUAAUAUUUAAAGCGUGUAAAGUUUUUUUGCUAUGACUGCUAUCCUUAUUAUAUAAUGAAACAAACUGUAAUUUUCAUUAUGAAUAGAUGUAUUUAAUUCAAUAAAAUAAUUUCUUUCACGGAA
Messenger RNA from Cydia splendana, 1333 nucleotides. RefSeq lists its product as uncharacterized. The record is from RefSeq and is a predicted model, not a curated record. NCBI's taxonomy places the organism in Eukaryota, Metazoa, Arthropoda, Insecta, Lepidoptera, Tortricidae. The transcript is spliced from 6 exons. Bases 79 to 813 code for a protein of 244 amino acids.